AUGAAACACUUAUCAACGCCGACACCUUUACAAGGCAGUCCCCGUUCCUCCAAAAAAAUCACAGCCUCUCAAACCAACCCCGAGAAAAGUGAUCACCCCGAAAAUAACAACAAAACUGAGACUUUUCUUCCUUCUCUUUCUUCCUCAGAAUCGCAGUCAGCGUCUUAUUCUUCAACCGAAAAGUCAAAAACCUCACACAGCUCCUCAUCGAAAUAUUCAAAAACUUCAAAAGGUUCCAAGAGUUCCAAAGCUUCGAAGACAUCUGAAGAUUCGAGUGCUGGAACGAGCGCCAGUGAUUCGAGCCAAGGACUCCAAGAAAUCAUUGAUUUGAUGCAGUCGAAGAUUGCCGAAUAUAAACAACUAUUGGACUCAACGAGAAAUCAAUACACUGAGCAGAUUACCGUUUUGACAAAAGAACGCAAUCAGCUCAACUCACAACUCACUGACAAUAAUAGUAAACUAUUAAAAGCAGCCGACACCAUCAAAACGAUGUUUAAUGAUUUAAAAGACUUAACUGCAACUAAUAAGAAACUAUCUGACCAAAAGAUCAAAGACAGUGAAGACUUAGCUGCCUUAUAUAGUCGCCUUGGCCAACUUGAAAAUUCGGGGAACAAAGAAUCUUUAAAUGAACUUGAGCUUUCCGUUGUCCUCAAAUUGGAGCGCAACGAAGUGAUCAAAGCAGAAGUUGUCAAGAAGAAUUUAGACGAGCAGAAGCGCGACUUGAAAUUGAGUAUUCAAGUCUUAGAAAAGAACUUGAUGCAGAGUAAAUCGGAGAACUUAAACCUUCGUACUGAAAAUGAUACUCUCAAUCGGAAGCUCUCCAACAAAAACGACUUAGAAAGUCUCUGUGAGAAGCUUAAGAAGGAGAAGAUGGAUGUUGAAGCGAAGCUAGCGGAGCAGAUCUCGAAAUUGAAGACUCCAAAGAAAGGGAUUUUGAGUUUUAAAGGGGAGAGUAAUGAUGUCAACACCAAUAAUGUACAAAUGAAGGACGAGGCUCUUGCUUUGAUCAAUAAAUUUACGACAGUAGUACCUCAUGGUAUAUUUGACACUGCGACGUAUGAGGAAUUCAAUUUAAUUCAGAAACAUAAUAUGUACCACCCUUAUAUGUUCACACACAUUCAAGCGCAAUGCUACGCAAAGCUGAAAGAAACGAUCGACAGUUUUGUUAAAGUGAGUACGCUGGAAACAGUCAAGAGAAUCACAUCGUACGAGGAUAUAUAUAAGGAGGUGUCGACACGAGCGUAUUUCGCAACGUUCAUGAAGAAAGUGGCGCCACAUCUCCACGUCUAUCACAACGUGAUGGUCGACGUCAUCCAAUUUUCAAUGAAAUUUGACAAAAAGAGUAAAACGACGCUGGCGGGACACACACAAAAGAAAUCAUUGGCGUUUAUUCCGGCGACAGUCAGUACGAGCGAACAAGCGACGAACGUCAUGAAUAACCAAAUUUUGAGGAGAAGAAGACCGACGAUGAUUGGGGAUAUGCCGAAGUAUAGCAACUUCUCAUUGUUGACACAAAAACUCUCAAAAGUCACUGAACCGAAGGAAUGCCCAAGUGCGUUAUCGGCGCAAUCGCCGUUGUCGACUGGGAUGAAAGAAGAAACAAAAGAAGAAAUGAAAGAUGACUACUCGGAAGAAAAUAAUGACAAAAUUCGAACGAAGUUUGUGUGUUGGACGGGGAAGGAGUUGUGGGCGUUCAAAGAUGUUGUCAAUGGAGAGACCGUUGUGUACUCGUAUGUCCCGAGACAGAUUGAUAAAUACAUCAACAAGUUCUCUGUGAUUGGAGAAGUUGUUGAUGUGAUUGGAGUGAACGAGUUUGUGUGUGUUGCGAAGCGAGAUAAUUCGAUAGAUGUCUUGUAUCGAGACACACGCGAGUUAAAGACGAAUUUCCAGUUAGAAGAGGGUGGGAGUAUUAUCGAGAUGUUCAAGGCGAAGAGUAAAGUCUUAGUCUUAACAGCGAAAAAGGUGUUGUAUACGUUGGAUAUCAAAAAUGAGAAGAAAAAGGCGGAGGAUGUGUUGUCGCCAUGUGAGAUACGGAGUGGCACCAUUGUAGAAGGGAAGAAGAGAAUGAUGUGUAUCACUGGGGAAGUGUCAAAAGUUGUGAGAGGACUGAAUAGUAUAUGGGCAGUAUACACAAAUCAAAUCUUUGUCUUAGAUAUCGACAACGCGACCAUCAAAAAGACUAUACCAAUUAACCCGACCAAAAUUAAGUUGAUUGGAAAACAGAUGUGGGUGUUGCAGCAUGACGGUACUGUGAAUGUCUAUGACUGUGAAUCACUUGAAUUGGUCGCUAACCACGUUCUCACAAAGUCGGUCUUAUUUGAUGUCACCGAAGUCUUUUUGAGUAAUGAGAAUAUUAAACAACGUUCCUCAAAUAAAAAGGAAUGGAUAUGUGUGGUGAGUAGCGAGAGUGAUGGUCUUAUAAUCGUUCAAACAAGUAACAUGUGCCACGAUUGGAUACCUGUCGACCCCAAAGAUACAACAACACACACUUGUUACACAUGUGACAAAAAGUUUAGUAAAGGGGGUCUCACUUGUAAAAACUGUAAGCGCGUGUAUUUCUGUGACAAAUGCUCGAAUAACGUGGACUUAGUCAAAGACGUGAUGGAGACUGAAAUUUGCCUCCACCUCAAUAAACGAAGUGGGAAGCCAAGGCUAUCAAGAUCCAUCAAAGCAUCCGACGAGAAGAAAGAAAUUGAAAAGAUGGAGAAGAAAUAA
Messenger RNA from Entamoeba invadens IP1, 2715 nucleotides. RefSeq lists its product as hypothetical. Bases 1 to 2715 code for a protein of 904 amino acids. Lineage: Eukaryota; Evosea; Mastigamoebida; Endamoebidae. The record is from RefSeq and is a predicted model, not a curated record. The transcript has 3 exons.